Molecule: messenger RNA, 1134 nt
Organism: Pseudopipra pipra
Lineage: Eukaryota; Metazoa; Chordata; Aves; Passeriformes; Pipridae
Gene: APLN
Product: apelin
Exons: 3
Coding region: 124-366 (80 amino acids)
Biological process (GO): signal transduction
Molecular function (GO): hormone activity; apelin receptor binding
Source: RefSeq, a predicted model, not a curated record
CGGACACCCCCCCGGGGGCCCGAGGCCAGAUGACGGGCGGCGGCGGGGCCGGGCUGGGCUCUCACCGCCUACAAAUGCGGCUCCCCCGGCGGCCGCCCCCGUCGCCCCCCGCCGCCCCCCGCCAUGACCGCGCCGCGCCGGCUCCUGGCCCUGCUCCUGCUCCUGCUGCUGGUGUUGGAGCUCGUCCUGGCCGCCCCUGGGCAGGUGUGUGAGGCGCCGGACGGGAAGGAUGCGAAGAGAGGCCUCGUCCGAAGGGUGGUGCGGCCGCGGGGUGCCCGGCGCGGGACCGGGCAGCGCCCGGCGGGCUGGCGGAGGUACCGGCGGCCCCGGCCCCGGCUCUCCCACAAGGGCCCCAUGCCCUUCUGAGCCAGGGCUGCCACCAGCCUUCCAUGGACACGGCUCCCAUCGCCUGCGCCGUGUCCUCGCCCGCUCCACUCAUCCUCCGGCCCCGAGCGUGCGGUCCCACCUGUGAGCCCUCGGCUGGCAUCACCUCCUCCCCGCGGUUGUCCUUGGUGGCCUCGGCGCCGUGUCUGGCACCGUGGUGCCUCCUGCCCCCCACUGCCGCCUCCCGGCGCCGGCCGGCAGCAGGUUGCCUGCAGAGGGGCCAGGGCUGCCUGUCCCGGUGGGCACAGGGCAGGCUGCCCUAGGCAAAGGCUCGCCGGGACCACGGGCUUUGCGCAAAGCACUUUGUCAGGCGGAGCAGCUUCUCCGCAGGGGUCUGCGAGCUCCCUCGGGGCCCGCGAGCUCCCUCGGGGCCCCGCCCCGGCCCUGCCCAUCACCCCCAUGCCAGGGAGAGCACACAGCUUGUCCCGGAUCUAUUUAUUCCCGUGGUGCUCACCCGGGUGAACUGCCCUCCCCGGUGAGCAUGGGGUCCUUUUCCCGCUGGCAGACCCACCUCCUGGGGACCCCCGAGGUGUGGGGUGCCCACCCAGGACACAGCAUGGGGCUCUGAGCCCCUGUGCCUCCUCCACGCUGUGGGACAGCAGGAGCAGGGGGGCACUGGGGUAUCUGUCAAGCACUGCCAUGCACCAAAGGAGGGGCUCUGGCUCUGAGCUGGGCCCUGUUGAUUGUCUCCCAUGUCUGUAAAGAUUUAUUCCGUGUAAAUACAUCUUUAUAAUAAAGAGUUAUGAUGAC